Molecule: messenger RNA, 3235 nt
Organism: Scomber scombrus (Atlantic mackerel)
Lineage: Eukaryota; Metazoa; Chordata; Actinopteri; Scombriformes; Scombridae
Gene: slc39a6
Product: solute carrier family 39 member 6
Exons: 12
Coding region: 63-2474 (803 amino acids)
Biological process (GO): zinc ion import across plasma membrane; intracellular zinc ion homeostasis
Cellular component (GO): membrane
Molecular function (GO): zinc ion transmembrane transporter activity
Source: RefSeq, a predicted model, not a curated record
CUCACACAUACAUUACCUGCAGGAGAGGACCAACAACACACGGCAUUUACAUCACCUAGACGAUGACUGAGGAGAAGAGUCGAGCGUUGCGGGUCGUGAUGCUCCUCGUCGUCGUGUGUUUGUCCGGUGGCGACGGGCUGAGCGGUCCGGACUGCAGCUCGUCCACCACGGAGACGAACAGCGCCCUGUGUUUACCGCCGGCCGUCGUCGACGCACAGAGAGCCGGACAGAGCCAGAAACAACACCUGGAGGCUCUGUUCAACAGAUAUGGAGAAAACGGCACCAUCUCUCUGGCCGGUUUAAAGCGUCUCCUACAGAACGUGGGCUUGGGUCGCAUCAGGACUGUUACGGUGCAGCAUCACGAGCAGCCGGGUCACCAUGACGACCACGAGCAUCCUCACCAGCAUCACCACCACCAUCACAAUCACGACCAUAAAGGCCACAAUCACCACCACCAUCCCCAUGACGACCACCAGAAACACGGAGAACCUUCGCAGCCGGGAAAGACGACAAAGAGCGCCGACGUCGCCAAAGAGCAGGACGGCAGCGCGGGGAAGAAGGGGGAGAACCCCGACAGCCAUAAUAAACUGUACGAUAAGAAGGCGGCGUUGGCGGCGCAGGAGGUCGAAGCCACGACCGAGUCCAACGCUCAGCUGGUGGCAAAACCAGACGACGCUCAGAAGAGACGGAGCGGCGGCCAAGAUCCACCUGGAGGAGAGGAACCGACCGCUGCCAGACUGGCGACGGAGACUCAGACACAAGCUGCUGCAGUGAGCCGGGUGGACGAUCGGAGUCAUGAUCACGCACAUGACCACGAUCAUGACCACGAUCACACUCAUGACCAUGACCACGUGGAUCACGAUCUGGUCCGCAACCGAAGCCUCCCAGCUGCAGAGUGUCUGAACGCCUCCAGCAUCCUGUCCUCACAUGGGAUGGCUCAGGAAGUGGCCGUAACCCUCGGUGACUUCAGCUUCCUCUGUCCCGCCCUCCUCAACCAGAUCGACAGCGGAGCGUGUAUCCUGCACAGCCAGAGAGACCAUAAACAUCAUAAACAUGCUCACGAUCACCAUGGCGACCACGGACACAACCACUCCGACCACGGACACAAUCACUCCGACCACGGACACAAUCACUCCGACCACGGACACAACCACAGCGAUCACGGCGGUGUAGAAAACAGCAAAAACAUCGCAACAGCGUGGAUCGGCGGCAUCGUGUCCAUCACCAUCAUCAGCUUGCUCUCUUUGGCCGGAGUCGUUCUCAUCCCGCUCAUGAACAGAGUCUUCUUCAAGUUCCUCCUCAGCUUCCUGGUGGCUCUGGCCGUCGGCACGCUGAGCGGAGACGCCUUCUUACAUCUCAUCCCUCAUUCUCAGGGAGGACACCAUCACCACCACGAGUCCUCUGAGAUGAACGCGGACGGGCAUCUUCACCCCCACGAUGAAGACGAGGAGAACCUGGAUGGAGUUUGGAAAGGUCUGACGGCUCUGAGCGGCGUCUACAUCAUGUUCCUCAUCGAGCACUUCCUCACGCUGGGGAAGAUGUACAAGGACAAGAAACAAAAGAUCCAGAAGAAGUGGGAUCAGAACGAUAAAGCGGAUCCAGAGAAGCAGCCGGCGCUGGAGGAGAACGACCUGAAGCCGACUGAAGACGUGGAGACUAACGGCACUACGUUCGGCGACCAUUCGAACAGCCUCCACGACGGCAGCGUGGCGGAGGAGGAGCAGGUGAUGCUGGCGCCGCAGGUGUCCGUGGUGUCGCCGCAGGGUUACGGCCGAGCGUCGGGAGGAGCCGACGCCUACACCGACGAGGACUGCGAGAACAAAUGCCACUCUCACUUCCACGACACGGUGGGCCAGACGGACAGCAUGCACCACCAUCACCAUGACUACCACCACAUCCUGCACCACCACCACUCCCAGAACCAUCACCCGCACAGCCACUCGCACUCGUACUCGGAGCAGCACUUCCAGCAGGCCGGCGUGGCCGCGCUCGCCUGGAUGGUCAUCAUGGGAGACGGGCUGCACAACUUCAGCGACGGCCUCGCUAUCGGAGCUGCGUUCACUGAAGGUUUGUCCAGCGGUCUCAGCACAUCUGUGGCUGUUUUCUGUCACGAGCUUCCUCAUGAGUUAGGUGACUUUGCGGUGCUGCUGAAGGCCGGUAUGACGGUGCGCCAGGCCAUCCUCUACAACGUGCUGUCGGCCAUGAUGGCGUACUUCGGCAUGGCGACGGGAAUCCUGAUCGGACACUUCGCAGAAAACAUCUCCAUGUGGAUAUUCGCCCUCACGGCGGGACUCUUCAUGUAUGUGGCUCUGGUGGAUAUGGUGCCAGAAAUGUUGCACAACGACGCCGGCGACCACGGCUUCAGCCACUGUGGCUUCUUCCUGCUCCAGAACGCCGGCAUCCUGCUCGGCUUCUGCAUAAUGCUGCUAAUCGCCAUUUUCGAGCACAAAAUCCAGCUGGACCUGGGAUACUGAAGCACGGAGAGCGUUUUUGAUCCUGAUCUCCACCUGCAUUCCAGCGUCUGCGUCAGAAGUGUAGCGUGUUUUAUUUUAUACUUCUUUGUUCUAGACAGUCAGAGCUCGAUUUGUUUUUGUAGUUUAUACGUUCGUCUCGGUUGUUGUAGCUGGAAACGGAAACAGAGAGUAAACAUUUAGGAGCUUCUGAGGCUCAAAUAUCUGCAGCUCAAACUGAGAAUUAGUCCAAGAAUAAGAGUGAAAGGUAGUUUUUUUUUUUUUUACAUUUUCUUGGACUGCAGUGAAAAACAUGCAGCAGCUCUUCCUGUGUCAACAACCUCGUGAUCCCUGAGUAGAAGAAAAGAGUUGAUAACCUCCCCCCACCUAACACCUGAAAGCAGCAUCGUGUCUGUUUCCCUUUACGUCACUUAAAUCUAUUUUUUAGUUUCUAGUCGAUGUGUUUCUGCUGCUGAGUCGCCACAUCAGUAUUACAAUAGACACCAAAGUGCCAUAACAGCCCUGCUUAUUCAUACAACACCACACCAGGUCAACACUUCACACGUUAAUGUUCCUCCUCUAAACACUUUACAUCUCAGUCUUUGCCACAGUUAUUCUCUGCAUGUCGUAUUAUCUCGAUUUAAAGCUGCGAUUAAUGAUAUUCAUUUAUUUAAUGUCAGAAAUUGGUCAAAAACAUCAAACUGAUGUAUAAAAACCACACUAUUUUCACAUUUUAGAAGCUCAUCUUUGGCAUUUUUGCUCAGAAAAAUAACUUAAAAUGAUUC